AUGGAGAGAGACACUUCUUUUUUACUAACUGGCAUCAAAUUCAACAAGAAGAGGUUUGCCAUCGAUUUUGCCCGCUUCAAGAAGAAAAAACAAAGCAACGAUGAUGGUUCAGUGGAUGAUUUGAGCUACUUCAAAAGAGAACAUACUGAAGCAGAUAAGGUGGCAGUUUCAGUUAGUAAGAAGAGGAAGAGAAAAAACGCAUCAGAAAGAGUGGAGGGGUUCAAUGUGUUUAAGGGUUCAAGUUCCUUGCCGGUAGUGACCAAUGAAGAGAGUGACCAAGAGGAUAAUAAUCAGAAGAAGGAAUUGAAUAGGCAAAAUGAGCGGGAUUUACGUUUAAGGAAGAAGUAUGGCAUCAAUGUCUCUGGAAACGAUGUUCCAUCCCCGCUGCAAAGUUUUGCAGAGUUAAGCACAAGAUAUGGAUGUGACUCAUAUUUAUUGCACAAUUUGGUAAAACUUGGAUUCAAGGAGCCAACACCAAUCCAAAGACAGGCCAUUCCAGUCCUCUUAUCUGGUCGGGAAUGCUUUGCUAAAGCUCCAACUGGAUCUGGGAAAACCUUGGCUUUUGUGUAUCCCAUGCUAAUGAAACUUAAGCAUGCAUCAAAGGAUGGGAUCAGAGCUGUUAUCUUGUGUCAUACACGAGAAUUAGCAACUCAGACAAUGAGGGAGUGCAAAAAAAUGGCUAAAGGAAGUAAAUUCCGUAUUAAGCUAAUGACUAAAGAGCUUGUGAGAAAUGCUGAUUUUGCAAAGGUGUACUGUGAUAUCCUUAUAUCAACACCUCGUCGUUUACAGUUAUGUAUCAGCAAGAAGAAGAAGAAGAUAGACUUAAGCAGGGUUGAGUAUCUUGUUCUUGACGAAUCUGAUAAGCUAUUUGAGCACAGCUUGUUAGAGCAGACUGAUUCUGUGGUGAAAGCAUGCUGUAACCCAUCAAUAAUACGUUCUCUGUUUAGUGCUACUCUACCUGAUUUUGUUGAGGAGGUUGCACGCACUGUUAUGCAUGAUGCUGUUCGAGUUAUUGUUGGUGACAAGAAUGCGGCCUCUGAGUCUAUCAAGCAAAAAUUGAUCUUUGCUGGAACUGAGGAAGGGAAACUUCUUGCACUUCGUCAAAGCUUUGCAGAGAGUCUGAAUCCACCUGUGUUGAUCUUUGUUCAAAGCAUUGAGCGAGCAGAAGCACUAUAUGAAGAGCUGAAAUUUGAUAGCAUUAGAGUUGGUGUUAUUCAUUCGAAUUUAUCGCAGGAGCAGCGAGAAAAUGUUAUCGAUGACUUCAGAGCUGGAAAGACAUGGGUUUUGAUUGCAACUGAUGUGCUUGGCCGGGGUAUGGAUUUCAAAGGAGUCAAAUGUGUGAUUAAUUAUGAUUUCCCAGAUUGUGCUGCUUCAUAUAUUCACAGGAUUGGUCGGUCGGGCAGAGCAGGGAGGAUUGGUGAAGGUAUUACUUUCUAUACGGAAGAUGAUAUUCCAUAUUUGCGUAACAUAGCUAAUGUGAUGGCAGCUUCAGGCUGUGAGGUUCCAUCUUGGCUCAUGGAUUUGCCCAAAAAGAAGUGGAAGAAGCACUAUCCACGGAGAGAAUCAAUUGCAACAAAACCAAAAGAUCAGGAAGAAUGA
Dovyalis caffra is the source of this 1599-nucleotide messenger RNA. Lineage: Eukaryota; Viridiplantae; Streptophyta; Magnoliopsida; Malpighiales; Salicaceae. The record is from the annotation of a GenBank genome assembly.